AUGAGUGCAGUAAAAUCCGUACGCCAGUUUUUUUCGGGCACAAGGAAAGAUGCUGCCUCCAAGCCUCCACUUUUCCUGGCAUGGCGCUCGUCCUCGUUCUUCAUUAUAAUGACCGUCUGCCUCGCGCUGUUUACCGACAUUUUCUACUACGCCCUAAUCGUGCCUGUCGUGCCUUUUUCCUUGACCGUUCAGGUGGGCCUCGGCGAGGAUCAAGUGCAGCAGUGGACCUCUAUACUGCUAGCCUGCUACAGUCUCGCCCUUUUCGUUGGUAGCCCUAUUGCGGGAAUCUACGCAGAUCACACCUCGUCAAGAAGAUGGCCCUUGUUGCUCGGAUUGGUUGCCCUGGCGGCCUCGACGUUUUUGUUAUGCUUUGGCCGUUCCAUCGGACUCUUGGUCCUAGGGAGACUUCUUCAAGGGUUCUCCGCAGCGAUUGUAUGGAGUGUGGGCUGCGCUUUGUUGGUUGACACUAUGGAGUCCGCAGUCGGUGUAGCCAUGGGAUAUGUCUCCGUUGCAAUGUCUGUGGGCUUGUUGAUUGCACCCACCAUAGGCGGUGCUGUCUAUGCCGCCGCGGGCUACUAUGCCGUCUAUUAUAUUGCAUUUGGAGUGGUGUUGGUUGAUAUACUACUGCGACUCCUCAUGAUAGAGAAGAAAGUCGCCAAACAGUGGAUCACGCAAGACACCUCAGCGAGUCCUGAGACUACCCACGAUGUUGAAAAGACUGCGGCAAGAGGCGCUGCCGAUGAGGGCCAUGUUGGACUUACUGAUACCGGUGUUCUUGAGUCGCCAGUAGCAGAGGCAGCAGACUCCUCGGAAACGCAACCAGUACCGGCUUCUGUAGGUACAACUGAUGCGAAUACAUCCACACCGGCGAGUACCGCCGUUGCGGUUGGUCAACCAAAGCGCGCCAAGCCAUCGCCGCUCAUGGUGUUGGUGAAAUCGCCCAGGCUGUUGGCAACUCUAUACGCUCUUGUUGUCGAAGCAGGCAUUAUGAUGGGCUUUGAUGCCGUGCUUGCCCUCUUCGUCAAGACAACUUUUGGUUGGAAUUCGACCGCCGCUGGUCUGAUGUUCCUAGCGAUUUUCGUGCCCGGUUUCCUUUCCCCGUUGGUAGGCAUGCUUGCUGACCGGUAUGGGGCCAAGUGGCCGUCGUUUGCCGGAUUUGUGGCCAUGACGCCAACGGUGGUCUGCCUGCGUUUCGUCACAGAGAAUACUAUCCAACAUAAGGUGCUCCUCACGAUCCUGCUGGUUAUUAUUGGCGUUACCUUGGACUUCUCGAACACGCCCUUGAUGGCUGAGAUUACGUAUGUGAUUACAGAAAAGGCUCAAGAGAAUCCCGGAAUCUUCGGGGAGAAGGGCGCGUAUGGAGUUGGCUACGGGCUGUUUACCAUGGCUUUCGCGCUUGGUGGUGUCAUCGGGCCAUUAUGGGCUGGCUAUGUCAAUGCCAGCGCUGGUUGGGGCACCAUGACUUGGUCUCUGGCCUUGUGGGCGGUUUCGGCGGGUGUGGUUGUGUUCUUCUGGGUAGGAAGCACGCCACAGAAGAGUGAGCAUGUACAAAACGACGGUACGGAGGAAGGAAAUGCUGUAUCUACGGACAGGGCCCCUUCCUAG
This is a messenger RNA of Neoarthrinium moseri, 1605 nucleotides long. RefSeq lists its product as uncharacterized. Lineage: Eukaryota; Fungi; Ascomycota; Sordariomycetes; Amphisphaeriales; Apiosporaceae. The record is from RefSeq and is a predicted model, not a curated record. Gene Ontology annotation, molecular function: transmembrane transporter activity. The coding region runs from base 1 to 1605 and encodes 534 amino acids. The transcript has 2 exons. Gene Ontology annotation, biological process: transmembrane transport.